AGCAUUGGGGAGUGUUSACUGUGAUUUCGACUUCGAGCAUCUUUUAAUCUGCAACUGAAUUUUAGUUGGAAAAAUUCUCUUUACUUUCAACACUUUUGAAAUGAUGAACACCAUUACAUCUUGCUGCACGAGCGGCACGAAAAGAAUCAUACGGCGCCUCCGAAACACAACUUCCCUCCGAUAUUUGUCUACCAACUCUAAUCGUGUUGAAGCAAGCGGAGCCAGUAUCAAUAACGAAAGCAUAAGCGACAGCUCYAAAAAUAGUCCAUACAUCCAGGGAUCAGAGACACAUUUUGGAUUUGAAUCCGUAGGAAUUCAUGAAAAGGAAGGCCGUGUGAAGGAAGUCUUUGAAAGCGUCGCCGACUCCUACGAUGUCAUGAACGAUUUCAUGAGUGGAGGAUUGCAUCGUUAUUGGAAAGACCAACUCCUCGAAAUGUCUGCCGUAUCUUCCAUGGCUGAAAUCGUCCGAAAAUACGAGCAUGAGACAACAUCUACCUUGCGUAUUCUUGACGUUGCUGGGGGAACCGGGGAUGUAUCCUUUCGAUUCUUGGAGGCGGCARGAUGUCCGGAACGAGCUCGAUCAUCUGGUGAAGACCCUAUAAGCGUGACUGUUUGCGACAUCAACAGUGAAAUGUUGCGAGUAGGAGAAUCCCGUGCAAGGAAGAAAUACGGUUCCUCUCUGAUCUCGGAGUCGAAGGCCUUGUCAUUUGUGGAGGGGAAUGCGCAAKRCUUGCACAACUUCGAGGAUAAUUCGUUCGAUCUGUACACAAUUGCCUUUGGCUUGCGGAAUGUAACAGAUGUGGUAAGUUUAUGAAAUCUUGUAAAAAGAGGAAAAGCRUCUAGAAUCGAAUGAAAUGMAAAAGGCACAKUCGAAAAAAGCUUGUAGGACGUGCAUACACAACCCUACUGUGCUGUUGAGCAACUGUGCUUCCAUACUCGUUCGAUGCCACRAAACAUAUGUCUUACUUGAAAAUUAUUUUCCAAAUUUUCCGGUACCGUUUGCUCGUCUUUGCACUGAUAAUUAUAUCUCAGGAUAAGGGAUUAGAAGAGGCAUACCGUGUUUUGAAGCCAGGGGGGCGAUUUAUGUGUUUGGAGUUUUCUCAAGUGGCCGAUCCAUUUCUGCGACAGCUAUAUGAUACCUAUUCGUUUGCUGUCAUUCCCGGAAUGGGUGAGUUGGUUGCCAACGAUCGCGCUUCUUACCAAUAUCUCGUGGAAAGUAUCCGUAAGUUUUCGAAUCAAGAAGAACUUGUGACAAGGAUGGACGAUGCUGGAUUUCAUUUGACUAAGUACACAAAUAUGACUGGCGGAAUCGUCGCAAUUCACGAAGGUUGGAAACCACUUGAAUAAAUGUCACACCGUAGAUAGUAUAGUACAAGCUUGAGAUUGCAUUGUAAAGAUAUUGCUUCUUUCACCUUUAGUUGCCUCACCAAGCUCUGCAUUCUAGUAUGUACGAUAUACUGUAGUAAUUUAUCGAGUGAAUCUUGUUUCGUAAUUUACCUUGAUCUGUUCUAUUUUAUAGAGUUUCAUGAAUAGAGAAAAAUCAUCACG
This is a messenger RNA of Pseudo-nitzschia multistriata, 1548 nucleotides long. NCBI's taxonomy places the organism in Eukaryota, Bacillariophyta, Bacillariophyceae, Bacillariales, Bacillariaceae. The record is from the annotation of a GenBank genome assembly.